AUCCCCUCUUUCCCUCCCCCUUCUCCUCUCUCCUCGCUCACACUCUGUUGCGCUCAGUCAGAGGGCUGAAACGAAGAUGAAGAACAAGAACAAGCAGACCAAGUUCCCUGUCGCGCGCAUCAAGAAGAUCAUGCAGAAGGACGAGGAGGUGGGCAAGGUCGCGCAGGCGACGCCGGUCGUUAUCUCAAAAGCGCUCGAGCUUUUUCUUGCCAUGAUUGUCGAUGAGUCGAGUAAAGUCACGUUGGAGCGCGGGGCGAAGCGGGUGGAGGCGUAUCAUCUAAAACACGCAGUCGAAACGACCGAGAUGCUCGACUUCCUCAAGGAGAUCGUCGAGGCCGUGCCGGAUCCGUCGGCGGGGGGAACCAUCGACCUCCUCGCCGAGGCCGAGGCGAAGAAGAAGCGUCGGAACAAGCGCAACGGCGCAGAGGGCGGUGCGCCGGGCGGGCGGCGGCGGCGGCGAAAGGUGGACAAGGACGAGGAAGAGGACGAAGGUGAAGGUGAAGGUGACGGAGAGGGUGACGGGGAGGGCGAUGGAGAGGGCGACGGCGACGGCGCGGAUACGGGCGAGGAAGGCGGGGUGCGGAGCGAGCCGGAGAGGGAGGAGGAGGACAGUCCCAUGGACGUUGAGCGCCCGCGAGGCGGUGGGAGAGGCGGUAGGCGCAUGCGGUAUGUGGAAGCGGAUGGGGAGGAUAAGCCGUAUAUGCCCCCGCGAUGAGGGGGUGGAUGAUGGACGAUGGACUUUGACAAGGUAGUUUUGUAGCUUUAUGACGACAUGACCUGUCUGCUAAUGUACGCUUGGUGUGCUAUCUAAGUUAUCCUGCACGUCUUUGUUCGUUCUCGC
Coniophora puteana RWD-64-598 SS2 is the source of this 841-nucleotide messenger RNA. RefSeq names its product histone-fold-containing protein. The record is from RefSeq and is a predicted model, not a curated record. Gene Ontology annotation, cellular component: nucleus; negative cofactor 2 complex. Gene Ontology annotation, molecular function: RNA polymerase II general transcription initiation factor activity; transcription coactivator activity; protein heterodimerization activity. NCBI's taxonomy places the organism in Eukaryota, Fungi, Basidiomycota, Agaricomycetes, Boletales, Coniophoraceae. The transcript has 4 exons. Gene Ontology annotation, biological process: positive regulation of transcription by RNA polymerase II; negative regulation of transcription by RNA polymerase II; transcription by RNA polymerase II. The coding region runs from base 77 to 715 and encodes 212 amino acids.